Molecule: messenger RNA, 1043 nt
Organism: Cannabis sativa
Lineage: Eukaryota; Viridiplantae; Streptophyta; Magnoliopsida; Rosales; Cannabaceae
Product: cold-regulated 413 plasma membrane protein 2
Exons: 4
Coding region: 276-881 (201 amino acids)
Cellular component (GO): membrane
Source: RefSeq, a predicted model, not a curated record
ACACCGAGCAAAGUCCCCAAUUGGCGCGGCCAGGUGGCGUAAUUCCAACAGUCAAAGCCAGCUCAAUACAGUUUGGAUUGGGAUCCGAAACGAGAGCUUCGCUCACGUUCUCGGGUUGACUCACUGAGUUCCAACACAACAUAACUCGACCUAGAUAUAUAUUAUUUCUUUCCUUCCCAACGAAAAAUUUAGAACCAAUCAAACAAUUAUAUCUGAUUUCUCUCCUUUUUCCUGUUGUUUCUUGCUGAAUUCAGUAUUCAGAUCUGAAAAUCGCAAUGGGUAGGGAUCAUUUGGCUAUGAAGACUGAUCAAGUAACCGCUGAAUUGAUCGAUUCUGAUAUCAACGAUCUAAAGAUUGCAGCCAAAAAGCUUUUUAAUCAUGCUACUAAGCUCGGUGGGUUGGGAUUUGGCACUUCGUUUCUCAAAUGGGUCGCUUCGUUUGCUGCCAUAUACUUGUUGAUUUUGGAUCGAACAAAUUGGAAGACAAAUAUGUUGACCUCACUUUUAAUCCCCUACAUCUUCUUCAGUUUUCCCUCAGUACUGUUCCAUUUUCUGAGUGGAGAGUUUGGAAAAUGGGUUGCUUUUAUUACAGUUGUGCUAAGACUUUUUUUCCCCAGACACUUCCCUGAUUGGUUGGAGUUGCCAGGUUCAUUGAUUCUUCUUCUGGUUGUGGCUCCAAAUUUCUUUUCACACACUCUAAGGGACAGUUGGGUUGGUGUUCUGAUAUGCCUCAUCAUCGGCUGUUAUCUGCUUCAGCAGCACAUCAGGGCCUCAGGCGGAUUCCGAAACUCCUUCACUCAAACUCAUGGGAUAUCCAACACUAUGGGCAUUAUUUUGCUCUUGGUCUUCCCUAUUUGGUCUCUGGUUCUCCACAUUCUCUAGGAUAUAAUGCAUUUGAUGUUUUAGGCUGCUUCAGCAAAUUUCUCAAUGUUUGCAGUAUUAUUGUUCUAUGUGCUUUUAUUCGUAUCCAAAUCUAUUUGUGGAUUCUGCAAUUUGGUGGGUGUAGAAUGAUCAUAUUUAUAAACAAUCUACCGUUUACUCAAA